This is a messenger RNA of Oncorhynchus masou masou (cherry salmon), 5485 nucleotides long. RefSeq names its product microtubule associated tumor suppressor 1a (gene mtus1a). Lineage: Eukaryota; Metazoa; Chordata; Actinopteri; Salmoniformes; Salmonidae. Gene Ontology annotation, molecular function: microtubule binding. Gene Ontology annotation, cellular component: cytoplasm; nucleus. The record is from RefSeq and is a predicted model, not a curated record. The transcript has 15 exons. The coding region runs from base 575 to 4807 and encodes 1410 amino acids.
AGAGGCUGCUACUGCUGCACUGUUGGACUAAGUCACAUUCCUACAGGGAGGAGGGGGGAUAAAAUUAGACUAUUCUGCUUGCAGCUCAGAGAAGAAGUCCCUCUCUUUCGCUGUGUUACUGAUGCACGGCUGAGUUUGAGUGCCGUGAGGGGGUGUGUACUGUUUGUGUAAAGGGAGCUGUCAUCCCAGCAGUGUUAAUGAUAGUGUUAGCCACAGGAGGUGUACACAAGGCUACUGGUUGGUUUUAGUGCUGUGGGAAGCACUAAUGGGAUUGUCUCAGAGUGGGACCUGGGUAAGCUGAGAGAUCUGUGGCUUGAUACGGGUACACAACGACACCAACUGACUGAUCUGUUCCUGAUGGUGGUUCUCAGACAUUCUCCUGGAGCAACUGUGAAGGCAUAGUUGUAGCUGUAUGCCAUAUUUAAAAACGUUGCUGCCCAAUCAAGUCAUUUGAAUCCCAUGGAAGUAAAUGGCUAUUCAGUUUGAGGUGCUUUGAAAACUAAACUUGACAUAAAUCAUUGGGUAUGCAGUAAACUCAAACACAGCUGUGCUAAAACAACAAAAGCCUGCCAACAUGUCCAGUGUGAAGACAAAGUGUAGACCCACGCAGCUGGCCCUCUCCUCAGGGCCCGGGGACAGUAACGGUAACUCAGUGGCCUGUCUCGGGACCCCCUCCCUGGACUCUCUGAGGAGCCUGAGUGAUAGAGACUCCACCAGAGCCCCUGACAUGGAGUGUUGCCUGAUUGAGGGCUCCAAGGCCCCAGCAAACCACCACACAGACCACCUCAAUUGCACAUGUACAGCUAACACACCAAUAAACGGUAACCUCAAACUUGGCUCACCUCCAGAGAAUAGCUCCCUCGACCUCUUCACAUUUCCACAGAAUAGCACCUGCACUGUCCUCUCACCUGCAGUGACUGUACCUGGUGAGGGGGAUAUUUUGGAACCUGUCCAAACAUCUGUCUCCAGCUGUGUCAACACCAGCCUGGACAACUGGAACGGGAAUAUCACUCUGGCGAUCACCAGCCUGCAGGGGCACCAUGGUGACAACCAGAGUGACUGGGGGAGUACUACAUCUUCUGGUGACAGGAGUGUUGCUGCCUCUCCUGAAUUGGCCUCUCCUGAGGGGGAAGAGAGCUCCAGCUCAGUGUCGCUCCGUGGCUCCAGUGAGAACAACUGCUCCAUUGGCUCAGGAGAGAUGGUGAUGAGGUGGAACAGCUUCUGUCUGGAGGAGGCUGACACUCUCACUGUGUCUCUGUCUCUGGUGGAGCUGUCCACCAGUUCCUCUGCCCAUGGCUCCCCUGCCCUGCCUGCUGACCUGGGCCAUGGCCUGCUGUCAUUGUCCACCACCACCACCCUGCCUGACGUCUGUGACGGGCUCCUGGAGAACAGACCCACUGACACCCUCAAAGUAAAGGACAACCCAGGCUCUCAGUGCUGGGGCAUGACCUUUAUCCAGUCAGAUGACCAGGAUCUCCCUCCUGAGGGUGACUGCCUUGCACCGCCUCGGUCUCCUGUGGAUGAGGCAGAGGGUGUACACCAGGCCACCUUUCUGUGUGAGCCAACCCCGUCUGCUGUAUGUGGAGGUGCUUCUCCAGCCCCCAGCAGGCGGGCCGGCUCGGAUGCCUAUAUCAGUGGAGGAUCCACCGAGGGCAGGACCUUCAUGCUGCCAGCCUCAGAGGAGCUGGACCUUGACGGCCGUGCCCAGACCUCCACACCAGUGCAGUGUGCUGGGAACAAACCCCUGGACUUGCCCUCCCUAACGGAGUCCCCCUGCACUGGGGAACAAAGUCACACUGGUAGCCCUGUGGUCCAGACGGCUAUAGACCAGCAAGGGGCUGCCCCAAUGCUCGCAUCCCCAAAACACUGUUUGGUCGCCAGGCUUCCCCCAUCAUCAGCUAACAGAAUUAGCAAAGCAGAAAUCAAAAAGUUUCCCAAGCAAGAUUUCAGCAGAGUGAGACCCAAGAUCAUGUCGAGACCAGCUCAUCCGUUGACAUUAGGAAGCCCUGCACCUGCAAAGAAUAAGCCAGGGAAACCAGUCAACCAGCCCUGUCGUAAACCAUCUCAGGUGAACAGGAACACUCCAAUGAGAAACACUCCUAGUAAACUAGCCACAGUGGAAGAUGGCUGCCCGAGGGCUGCUGUAGCUGAGAAUGCAGUCCCUGAUUUCCAUGGAAUGACAUUUAUCCAGGCAGAUGACCAAGACCUCUCUUCGGCUGCUGGGUCUCACAUUGGUCCACUUGCUCUUAGUUUGACUGAGGAGGCAGAGUGUCAAGCAUCCCUGUGUGAGUCUGUCUCUGCUGCAUUUGAAAAUGUCCCACCAGUGCCCAGCAGUCAGGCCACUAGUCGGGUCAGCUCAGAGGCCGAGCAUGUGGCUUCUAACUGUGGAGGAGGAUCCGCUCCAGUGCUGCCUGGAAACCACACCUGUUUCCCAUCUCCCACAGAACAGCGAGCUGACCCUGCACCAGCCCUGGCCAGUCCUGGCAAGGCUGGCAACAAGGAGGAAGUGCCACUGAGGAAGAGACCUGGCUCUGUCUCCUCAGCCUCCUCACCAUCCAAUCAGGCACCAGUGUCAGCUCGGCGGUCACGCUGCUGGUCUGAGAGUUCCUCCACUACAUCUAUACCACACAGGGAGUCCAGAACCUCCCCUAGCGGCUCAGCUAGCUUCAUCAUCCCCAAGGCUUACGUCCACCUGGGACAGAGCCAGGCCAGACCAGCCAGCCACAACCGCACUGGCAGUGCCCACAACAAACCGCCUGAGACCAGGAAGGAAGCAGAAGAGCGAAGCAGCAAGGAGAUUAAGAAACCCUGCCUUGUGACGGCCUCCUCUAAGACUGCGAUGGGAGCAACGGCAGCAGUAGGAGCUGCCUGUGACAGGUUUAAGAGUAGACUUGGAGCACGGCCAUCCCUCAACAGAGCCAGAGGAGCCCCAGCCUCAGCCCCCCAGGCUCUCCCUCCAGUAUCUAGGCAGAGGCAGGGAAGAGAUGUCUGCAGCAGUGCCUCUAGUGGGAUGUGUUUGCCACGGGCCAAACAGAGCACCACAGCAGGUCAUCAGAGGUCCCAGACAAAUGAGGGAGUGCCUGUUGGAACCUCCUCAGCCAGCGGCAGCACUAAGCCCCCAGUGACUGGUUCCAGACUCGCCCAGGCCUCUGGUCACACCCUGGCUGUGGGCUCCAGCCAGCCCUCUACUGUGGUCUCCUCUUCCAGACUGCCCUACAAGUCCCACGGUGUCCCCAAGAGCAUCCCUUCCAAGGCCAGUGUACACAAUGAGCACAGUGGCAGCACAGGAAAUGCACAAGUUUCUGCAGGAGCAGCCCAGGUGUCUGUGGGAAGACCAACCUCAUGCAAGACCACAGUGUUAAAAGCUCGACUCCUCUCACACCCAGGGAGUAACAUAGGACCUGCAGGAUGCAAAACUACAGAGUCGACCAAUCGGGUGCCCUCAAGGUCCAGAGCCAGUCCUAUGAAAAGAACUGCUUCAUCAAGACUUCUUCGUCCUGCCGCUGUAUUACCUGUGGACAAGAACAGACCGAGGGCGACACCACGGAGCCACCCACAGCCUCAACAGCAGUCACCAGCGCCACUGCCGCCCCAGAGGGAUGGGCAUCCAGACCUGGUGCUGGCGGAGGGCAGGGCAGGGGGCAUGGAGAGCUACCGGGCACUGUGUGAGAGGAAGAACCAGAGCCUCCAUCAGCUCCAGGGACUCCUGGCCGCAAGUAACUGCAAAUUUGAGGCCAUUGUGGUGGUGCUGCAGCAGACCCUGGCAGAGCAUGAUGAGGUCAUUAAGCAGCGCAGGGACCUGUCCCAGGAACUGAUGACCUUGAAGGGAGAGCUCGUGAACUCUGCCCGCUCGUGUGAGUUGUUGGAGCGGGAGAAGGAUGAGGUGUGUGGGGCAUUGGAGGGCGUGCUCCAGACGAUGCAGGAGCAGCACCACACAGAGCUGGCCCAGCUGGAGGAGAGGCUCAGGGUGUUCUACCAGGCCGAGUGGGACAAGAUCCACCUGACCUACCAGGGGCAGGCAGACCGGUGCAAGGCCCUCAUGGAGCAGCAGAUGACUGAGUUGAGAGCCAGCCAUAAGGCUGUGACGUUAGAGCUGGAGGCCAGCAACUCUGAACAGAUCCAAGUGGUUAAACAGCAGUAUGAAGAAUCUCUAAAAGAGUUCCGGCAAGCUCAUGAGCGGGAGCUGCAGACAUUGGACAAAAAACUGAAGGAGGCUGAAGCCACUUUAUCUGUCCAGAUUCAGGAGCUCAUCGAGGAGAACACGACCCUGAACCACAGGAUAAAGGCAGAGGAGGACCAGAGGAGGGAGCUGGCUGAGAGAAGUCAGAAGGACUCCCACACCCUGUAUCUGGAACAGGAACUGGAGAGCCUCAAGGUUGUGCUGGAUAUCAAGAACAAACAGCUGCACCAACAGGACCACAAACUGAUGCAGAUGGCCAAAAUGACGGAGAAAAGUGUUAAGCUGGACGAAUGCCUUAAAAAAGUCCAGCAGGAGAAUGAGGAUCUGAAAGCCCGCAUGGACAGACAUGCUGCUCUGUCGAGACAACUGUCCACAGAGCAGGCGGUGCUGCAGGAGUCUCUCCACAAGGAAUCAAAGGUGAACAAGCGUCUGUCUAUGGAGAAUGAGGAGCUCAUCUGGAAGCUGCACAAUGGGGACCCAAGCAGCCCCCACAAGCUGUCCCCCACCUCCCCCUCCCACCAUUCCCUCGGCCUCCAAUCACCUCGCAGCUCUGCCGUCUUCACCAGCCCCAUCCAAUCACCUCGCAGCUCUGCCGUCUUCUCCAGCCCUCCAGUCUCACCCAGAUAACAGCAGCACACCGCUUCCAGGAAGCAGACUCUUUCUCUCCUCUGAUUGGACUGGGUCCAUGAAGCAGCCUCUCUUGCUCCUUUCUGUUUGGACCGAGUCAACCCUCCAUACUUAAGAGCUAUAUUAGCUGACCGGGAUUGCCGCAUGUCAUCCAGAGAUGGCUACAAUAUCCCUGAAUGGCUCUACUUUCUGUUGACACUUACUACAGAUCAAUGACUCUAUGAGAAAAGACUGUUGCACAGAAGCACUUACUGAGUGAGACCGCCUCUUGUUCUUUCUGCCUUGUCUGAUUAUUAUAGGACAUCAGCCAUAGGGUUAGCGUUAUUAUAGGACAUCAGCCAGAGGGUUAGGGUUAUUAUAGGACAUCAGCCAUAGGGUUAGCGUUAUUAUAGGACAUCAGCCAGAGGGUUAGGGUUAUUAUAGGACAUCAGCCAGAGGGUUAGGGUUAUUAUAGGACAUCAGCCAGAGGGUUAGGGUUAUUAUAGGACAUCAGCCAGAGGGUUAGGGUUAUUAUAGGACAUCAGCCAGAGGGUUAGGGUUAUUAUAGGACAUCAGCCAGAGGGUUAGGGUUAUUAUAGGACAUCAGCCAGAGGGUUAGGGUUAUUAUAGGACAUCAGCCAGAGGGUUAGGGUUAUUAUAGGACAUCAGCCAGAGGGUUAGGGUUAUUAUAGGACAUCA